Molecule: messenger RNA, 1258 nt
Organism: Mya arenaria
Lineage: Eukaryota; Metazoa; Mollusca; Bivalvia; Myida; Myidae
Product: inosine-uridine preferring nucleoside hydrolase-like
Exons: 7
Coding region: 65-1051 (328 amino acids)
Molecular function (GO): hydrolase activity, hydrolyzing N-glycosyl compounds
Source: RefSeq, a predicted model, not a curated record
UGAUAUCUUGACCUUGAUUCAAUAUUUGUGUAGCGCCUCGAGGUAUGAUCAGAGAAGAAGCUUAAUGGCGACCAGAAGGAAGCUCGUCAUUGACUGUGACCCGGGAAACGAUGAUGCCAUGUCAAUCUUGAUGGCACUGUCAGACGUCAAUAUUGACGUCAUCGCUAUCACGUGCGUUGCCGGGAACUGUGACGUCACACAGGCAUCACUGAACGCAUUGAGGGUACUGCAAGUGGCGAAGAAACUAGACAUCCCCGUCUACACUGGAUGUGACGCACCCCUCCUGGGGGAGCGGAAACCGGGCUCCCCGUAUCACGGGGUGGACGGCUUAGGGGACGUACCUGACCCCGGCGCACCUGGAAUUGACCGCAUUCAGAUUGAGCACGGCGUACAGGCGCUCUUACAGCUGUCAAAGGAGCAUGCACAGCCUGUCGUACAGCUUCGCACAUUGCGUGAACUCCAACUUGUUUCCAUAGGACCGUUGACCAAUGUUGCCAUGGCAAUCCGGCUGGAUUCGGCGUUUGGCUCCCGUCUGAAGUCAUGUCACAUCAUGGGUGGAAAUUACCAAGGUAGAGGGAACAUAACAAUGGCGGCAGAGUUCAACUUCUAUGCAGACCCGGAAGCAGCCUUCGUGGUUCUUGGUCAGCUAUGUUGUCCGAUGACGGUGAUGCCGUGGGAAACUUGCCUGGAACAUGCCAUCUCAUGGGAAACGCAUACCAACACGCGAUCACAUGAUACCGAAAAAGCCAGAUUUAUUAAGUCCGUGGAUGAGUGGAGCGUCAACUACGUUAAACCAAAGAACGCGCCAAACUUUGUCCCGGCCGACGAGGCGUGCAUGGCAUGUUUUCUUUCAGAUGACGUCAUCAAAAGCAGUGUACACGUUUACGCAACCGUGGAAACUAAAGGUCACUACACAAGUGGUCAAAUGGUUGUUGACUGGAGAAAGAGAGAUGUUAACGAUCCCUUAUACAAAAAGCCAAAUGUAACCAUCGUCACCGGUCUGCACCAGAGUCUGUACGAACAGUUGAUGGAUAGAGCUCUCUCUUGUUAAAAUCAAAACGUGUCAGCAGUCGAGACUUGAGCAAAAACACAUUUUUUAUUAAAACAGAAAAAAAGGCUUACUUCCGGUAUAUUUGGAGCGUAACGUGGGAGUUUUAAUAUAACCUAUGAUUGUAAGUCUUUUGCUGUCAUCUUGUGGAAAUUUACUAUGCUUCAUUGCCAAAUUAUUUGCUGGUGUAACUUGCAUGCAAAUGAAUUA